AUGAACACCCUUAAGAGCCUCCUACUUGGAGCCGCAAUAAUUGGCACUGUUCUUGGACAAUACUGCGAACACCAAUGGGAAGGUAAAUUUGCAGACUAUAAAGUGGAUGGUGUUCCGUAUCUUCGAGCGGUGCAGAAUGUUACUCCGCCCCCUCUAGAAAUUCAACCGCUCAUUGUAAAUGGGCCGUCAAGUAAUCGCGUCGACUUAAUUUUCUUCGGUGAUGGAUAUACCGAGGAUGAGAAAGACAAAUUCUUUGCCGAUGCCUUGUCUAUCGCGAAGAACCUUACGGAUGGCCAGACAUUCUUUGAUGUACUCCCCGUACUGAACUUCUGGGCCGGAUUUUCACCAAGUGCCGAGAGUGGCGUUGGUACUGGCGGAAAACCCCUAGACACGGUAUAUGGUCUCUAUCGCGAUGGUACAGAAUUGAGAGGAGUUUACUAUGACAAACCAGAGGUAGCGCGCGCCGCAUGCCAAUCAACCGACGCCUGCGAUUAUCCGAUUUUGUUAGGGAACGAUCCCCUAUAUGGAGGACUAGGGGGCACAUUCACCGUCGUAACCGCAUCUCCUAUCAACGGACCCGCCAUCGUCCGCCACGAGCUCGGCCACUCCAUCAUCGGCGUGGGCGAGGAAUACGACGGUGGACAGGCCUACGAAGGCGUCAACGCGGCGAAGACCGUAAACUCGGUGCCUUGGACCCAAUGGUACACCAACGCGUCCUCAGAGCCGAAGAUCCAGCGGUCUAAUAUGCCGAUACAAGCUUACCCCUGGACGUUGCUGAACACAACUAAAAGUUGGAGUCAGGGUUUCACUUCGGCUGGUUCGUAUUCCUCGCAUCUACUUCAAGUUAGUGUAAGUGGCAUGACCGCGAGCGAAGACAUACGGGUAGAUAUCGAUGGUGACGACGCUGGUUGGAAGAUAAAUCCCGAGGUUGGAGUUGAUCGGUAUAUUUAUAACAUACCACUUGAUGGAGCACUGGCUCCAGGGGCGCAUAAUGUGUCAGUCUCGCUGUUGAAUAAGGAUAUUGAGGGAACCGCGCAGCUGUGCAGUCUUGAAGUGUUGGAAUAUGGGGGCGAGUUUGAAUUUGAUCUGGAAUAUUAUGGAUUAUACCCCACAUUCUCAGAUACUAACAAAACCACCUACCGCCCCACCAACGACCUCUGCCUAAUGCGCAAUACGUACUCCGCCAACUUCUGUAGCGCUUGUAUGGAAGGUCUCUGGCUAUCUCUUCUCGGCAAGCUCUCCCUGGUCGACAAUGUCACACAAGUCGCUCAACCAGAUGGGUCCACGAACGCCACUCUUAACUUACUUCCUCUUGCGGAGCUCAGACAAGUGCCUAACCCACAUCAGGAAGCGUAUUCGAUUCUUUGGUAUGGCGCUGAUGAGAACACGCCGUUGGGAGAAUACACCAAUAGCUCUAGUGCGCUUAUCGAAUCGGGUGUUGCGGAGUUUGGGGUGGAGGUUCGGUUUUGGACGGAGCAGAUCAAAGUCGACAAGGCUGGUGUAUUGGUGAAAAAGGAGAGGUUUACGGUGGAGUAG
This is a messenger RNA of Hypoxylon trugodes, 1536 nucleotides long. Its product is annotated as IgA peptidase M64-domain-containing protein. Bases 1 to 1536 code for a protein of 511 amino acids. Lineage: Eukaryota; Fungi; Ascomycota; Sordariomycetes; Xylariales; Hypoxylaceae. The record is from RefSeq and is a predicted model, not a curated record. The transcript is spliced from 7 exons. Gene Ontology annotation, molecular function: metallopeptidase activity.